GCUGGGCUUCAUCCACUUCCGCCAUUAAAACUAAAAUGGUGGCGCCAAAGCUUAACAACAAAGCGGGUGUUUGCUUCUAAUUUUCAACAAGCAACUUUUCAAACAGAUUUCAUCUUUAGCGAUGUUUUAACCUCAACAAAGUACGAAAUAUAAAGUUAAAGACGACUCCCUUCUUUUCAACAUGUCUCCGAAAAACGAGCAACUUCUCAUCGUGUUGUCGAUCCUGCAAGGUCGUGACUUCCCCAAAUGCUCGCAGCUCAGCCUGGAGGUUCAGGCCAGCCUGGACGGCGAGCAGCUGACCACGGACCCAGUGCAGCACCUGGACCAGCCUCAGUUCAGCACGGAGCUGGCCUGGGAGCUGGACCGCAAGAUGCUGCACCAGCACAGAUUGCAGAGGACUCCCAUCAAGCUUCAGUGUGUGACUGUGGACUCCAGCAGCAGCAGCAGGGAAAGUGUUGGCUACAUCGUCCUGGACCUCAGAUCUGUACAGGAAGUCCCUCAGGAGCCCCGCUGGUACUCCCUGCUGAGCAGCAAGUACACCAAGAAGAAGCCCUCGCUGCUCCUCAGCAUGGUGCUGGAGAACGACGGGAGGUCCACCCCCCCGCUCGCCACUCCUGACGCCAACAAAGCCAAGGGGGACUCGUCAAGACAAGGCAGAAACUCUCCUCAUUCUUCUUCUGUCAAAGUUGGGCCUCGGGGCCAAGACCAGCAUCUAGACCGCCCCCCGGCCUCGCAGCAGCUGACGGACAAACUGGAGGCGGUCCUGGUGCCGGAGCUGGGCUACCAUCAGGUGGGACCGGCUGACGUGGCCGCCGACAUGUUCGUGCUGUCCGUCACCGUGGCCUUCGCCUGCAAGCUGGAACAGUUGAUCCCCAGCACCUUGAAGCUGUCCACCGAGGGCUCCAGAUUCUUCUUCUUCUACACUCUCCUGGGCAACGACAUCACCAGCGAGCCUUUCCAGAACCUUCUCAGCCCGGACUUCCAGCCUGAGCGCGCCUCCGUGCGCAUCCGCAGCAGCGAACACAUCCUGCGCCGCUUCCUGUCCCUGCAGCCAUCUUUACAAAUCCACCUGUGCUGCGGGACACACUCUCUGGGCAGCGGCAGUGUUCCCCUGGCGACGCUGUCUGCACUGGCGGUGGAUCUGGACAAGAGGGCGGCCACAGUGGAGGGCGUGUUCGCUCUGCAGCCGCCCGCUUCCACCCUCAGUCGGCCGCUGCCGCCUCAGCCCGCCGACCUGCAGCCCAACGUGAGCGUGGCCGUCACCCUGCGCCAGGAGGACGUCACGCCUGAGCUCCAGCCUUUAGCCAAUCAAGAAGGACAUAAGACAAGCUCCGCCCCUCCACCGUCCCUUCCUGUCAUAGUCCCUGCUGCUGAGGACCAACUGGCCGCUGGGCACGGGGACAAGGAGGAGGCAGCGUGUCCAGGCCACAACAUGGAGGCUCAAACUGAAGCAGUGGGCGGAGCUUCAUCGUUCCUAGUCUCUGCUAGCCAAUUGUCCAUCCCCCCGUCUGCGCACCACUACUGCUUCUCUUUGGACCUGUGCAGCCUGGGCAGCCUGGGCCUCACGCACCCCAUGGCCGCCACCCUCAGGUACUUGUAUCCCUUUUUUGGCAGCAAGUCUCCCGUCAUGACCAGCCACCCCGUGGAGCUGCACAGGAACAUGGAGGUGUCUCUGCCGCAGUCGUACUGCGCCUUCAACUUUGCCACCUUACCGCCGCAGCUACAGGACACCUUCCUCAGAGUGCCGCUGGUCCUGGAGCUUUGGCACGUGGAUGCUAGCAGCAGAGAGCAGCUGAUUGGCCGAGGCUCGCUGCAGUUGUCUCACUUGCUGGGCGCUGACAGACGUCAGUACCUGGCAGCCACAGGAGAGACCGGCUGGCGUCAAACUCACCAGGACAGGAUCCCCUUCUUCAGUCCUCAGAGUGAGAAAGUGGCAGAGUUGAGCUACAUGGCCACGCUGGACGACUUUGGACUGCUUCACGUCAAAGAGAUACCUGCGCCACAGUCCACCCAGGUUCACAUCAAAGAGAUACCUGCGCCACAGUCCACCCAGAGUGAACAUGCUGCUCCUUUGACAACACCUGCCUCGCCCCUUGUGUCAGCCCCGCCCCUUGUGUCAGCCCCGCCCCUUGUGUCAGCCCCGCCUCCUGUGUCAGCCCCACCUCCUGUGUCAGCCCCGCCUCCUUUGUCAGCCCCCCCGUGCCCACGGGACACACAAGAGUACCACAAGGCUCUGGAGUUGGAACUGUGGAAGGAGAAGCAGGAGGACGACUUCAAUGAUCAGCUGAGGAGGAAGGAGUUGGUGCACAUGCAGGCGUUGGCAGAAGAGUGGAUGCGGCGUGAUGGUGAGAGAGAGGCGUGUGUCAAGAAGAAGGAGAUGGAGUGUGACCGUUUGGAAGAAAAACUUCAGUCAACUUUAGUUGAUCUGGAAAAGAAAGACAAAGAACUCACUGAGGACAAACUCAAGACCCAAAGGAUGCAGCGAGACCUUCUAGCCGAGCACAAGCUGAGCCAGCAGGAGUCUGAUGAGAAGAGCAGGAGGUUGCAGCUGGAGUGCGACCACCGAGUGGCGCUGGAGAAAGACAAAGUGCGACUGAUAGAGGACGAGCGAGCGCGGCUCCUCAGGCAGUUGUCAGACGCAGAGAACCGCAUCAGACUUCAGGAGAAAGAGUUCCAGAAGUACAAAGAACAACAAAACGUCAGACCCGAAGUACGUCUGCAGUCUGAGAUCAACAUCCUGACUCUGGAGAAGGUGGAGUUGGAGAGAAAGUUGGAGUCCACCACCAAGUCCAAACUUUACUACAAGCAGCAGUGGGGCCGCGCCCUCAAAGAACUUGCACGCUUUAAAGAGCGGGCGCAGGAGAACGCCAUGACGCGUCAUCAGAAGCGGCAGGCGGAGCUGGACAGCAUGAAGCUACGUUACCUAGCAACAGAGGAGAAGGAGGCGGUCCGACAGGACAGACAGGAACUGGGUGACAUCAGGAACCAAGUCAACAGGCUCAAGCAACAGGGGGACGGCUUAGACUCCGCCCCCUCCGUGACCGGACCCGCCCCCAAGCUGAGCCAGAGCGCCGACGAGCACCUGAGCCGCCUGCUGGAGGAGCGAGACACGCUGCUGAGGACGGGCGUGUACACGCACGACGACCGCAUCAUCGCCCAGCUCAACCGCCAGAUCCAGGACGCCAUGAUGGACACCACCUGACGGCCAAUCAGGUUAUAGGGCGUGUACACGCACGACGACCGCCAGAUCCAGGACGCCAUGAUGGACACCACCUGACAGCCAAUCAGGUUAUAGGGCGUGUACACGCACGACGACCGCCAGAUCCAGGACGCCAUGAUGGACACCACCUGACGGCCAACCAGGUUAUAGGGCGUGUACACGCACGACGACCGCAUCAACCGCCAGCUCCAGGACGCCAUGAUGGACACCACCUGACGGCCAAUCAGGUUAGGACAUGAACAGACAUAUUUGUUAGCACUUUAGCAACUAUGUUAGCUACUUGAGGCUGAGACAAAAGCACCAUCUUUCUUAGACUCUUGAUAUUUAUUUAUUUCUUUAUCCUGGUAUGCACCACACCAGUCAUAAUAACAAUAAUCAUUCUUCUGUGUUUUAUAAUAAAAUGUCAGCUUUUCUUCACGUUUUAUUGUCAACUCAUGCAAACGUGAGCAUUAACGUCCCGUCAAGUAAACAGGA
This is a messenger RNA of Nerophis lumbriciformis (worm pipefish), 3694 nucleotides long. RefSeq names its product centrosomal protein 120 (gene cep120). NCBI's taxonomy places the organism in Eukaryota, Metazoa, Chordata, Actinopteri, Syngnathiformes, Syngnathidae. Gene Ontology annotation, biological process: interkinetic nuclear migration; positive regulation of centriole elongation. The record is from RefSeq and is a predicted model, not a curated record. Gene Ontology annotation, cellular component: centrosome.